GCAUCAAUGAGCGUCCCACGUCCUACCACUGAAGGGUUUAUUUGGUCUCUCCUACUACUACUUUGGUUCCACGUUGUCCUGUCGAGCUAGAGACUAUUCGGAUUGGUGGUUCUAUUUAAAGUGCUCUCUCAACCCAUAGAGGUCAUUUUAAGAUUCUAAGAAUAAUAAAUACUUCAUAACAUACCUACCGACCCCCUUAGAAUACCUCGACUUAAUACCCACGCCACAACAACAACAUAACUACGAUAAGAUGGUAUUGAAGAUUGAAAAGCUCGACAAGGAGACUAAACAGAAACGCCUAGAGGCGAAGAAGAAAAGAGAACGUCUAAAGACCAUAAUAAAAAAACUCAACGAAUAUUACAACAUAUCAGGAAAGAGGGCAGACAUUUACGCCGUUUUUUCUGACAAUGGGAAGUACCAUGUCUACUCAACAUUGACUCCGAAUUGGCCGCCACCAAAAGAUGUUAUUGUGCGUGAAUACCCGAUGCGUCAAUAUAGUAUGGGGUUCCCGAGGACACCUUGUAGGGCUCGUGCUUGGUUUGGUGGAGAAUUGGGCAUUAGGAGGCAAACCGCUUAAAUCUACCUUAGGCUUGGACGUUGGAAAGAAGACUUAGUCUAUCCAUUCAUUAAUUAUUUGAAAUAAUAUCGACACUCUAGCCCUCUCUCAAUAUUCCAUUCUCCCCAAUAAAACCAUGCCGCAUACGAAAAUGGCCCGUCCGUUAAUAUGUUCUAUUUUUAUUAUGGUUAACGCCUACUGCACACUAGCGAGGUACCUAAGUACUAUCGGUGCGGGUUUAUACUUUUCCGUGCACGUUUUUUUG
Molecule: messenger RNA, 821 nt
Organism: Hypoxylon trugodes
Lineage: Eukaryota; Fungi; Ascomycota; Sordariomycetes; Xylariales; Hypoxylaceae
Exons: 2
Coding region: 251-577 (108 amino acids)
Source: RefSeq, a predicted model, not a curated record